Ostreococcus tauri is the source of this 1098-nucleotide messenger RNA. Its product is annotated as Kae1/YgjD family. The coding region runs from base 1 to 1098 and encodes 365 amino acids. Gene Ontology annotation, biological process: tRNA threonylcarbamoyladenosine modification. The record is from RefSeq and is a predicted model, not a curated record. NCBI's taxonomy places the organism in Eukaryota, Viridiplantae, Chlorophyta, Mamiellophyceae, Mamiellales, Bathycoccaceae. Gene Ontology annotation, cellular component: cytoplasm; EKC/KEOPS complex. The transcript has a single exon.
AUGGCGCCGAGCGACGAACGAGCGUGCACGCGCGCGCUCGGUCUGGAGGGAUCGGCGAAUAAGAUCGGCGUCGGCGUCGUGCGCUCGGACGGGACGAUCGAAUCGAAUCCGAGGGAGACGUACGUCACGCCGCCGGGCUCGGGGUUCUUACCGAACGACACGGCGAGACAUCACCGAGCGCGGGUGGUUGACUUGGUGCGAAAGGCGCUGCGAGAGGCUGGGGUGACGAUGGGGGAGAUUGACGUGGUGGCGUACACGAGGGGACCGGGGAUGGGGGCGCCGUUGACGGCUGUCGCGGCGUGCGCGCGAACGCUGGCGGGUCUGUACGAUAAACCGAUGGUGGGGGUGAAUCACUGCGUGGCGCACAUAGAGAUGGGACGGUUGGUGACGGGGUGCGAUGAUCCGGUGAUCUUGUACGCGAGCGGAGGGAACACGCAGGUGAUCGCGUACAACGAGCGGAGGUAUCGCAUAUUCGGCGAAACCAUCGACAUCGCGGUGGGGAACAUGUUAGACAGGUUCGCCAGGGUGUGUGGGCUCAGUAACGACCCGGCGCCGGGGUAUAACAUCGAGCAGGAGGCGAAGAAGGGGAAGAAGUUCGUGGAGGGGCCGUACGGGGUGAAAGGGAUGGACGUCAAUCUGAGCGGUAUUUUAACCUUUUACAAGACGUACGCCGAGGAGAAUUUGGGUAAAGGUGAGGUCACGGUGGCGGAUUUGUGCUUCUCGAUGCAAGAAACUGUGUUUUCGAUGCUAGUUGAGAUCACUGAGCGCGCGAUGGCGCACGUGAAUGCGAAGGAUGUGAUGAUCGUCGGCGGCGUUGGAUGUAACUUGCGAUUGCAAGAGAUGAUGGCCAUCAUGGCGCGCGAACGCGGAGGCAAACUGUACGGUCUGGACGAGAACGGCAGAAUGGAUGAUCGAUUUUGUAUUGAUAACGGUGCGAUGAUCGCGCACACCGGGUUGAUUCAGUACUUGAACGGGGAGACGACGCCGAUCGAGGAGACGGAGUGCACGCAACGAUUUCGCACGGAUGAGGUCCUCGUCACGUGGCGAGACAAGGCGGGGACGAAGCGCACGGCGGAGGGUUCGCCAGCGGCUUCGUGA